Molecule: messenger RNA, 7476 nt
Organism: Psammomys obesus (fat sand rat)
Lineage: Eukaryota; Metazoa; Chordata; Mammalia; Rodentia; Muridae
Gene: Cacna1a
Product: calcium voltage-gated channel subunit alpha1 A
Exons: 49
Coding region: 231-7073 (2280 amino acids)
Biological process (GO): calcium ion import across plasma membrane; chemical synaptic transmission
Cellular component (GO): voltage-gated calcium channel complex; neuronal cell body; membrane
Molecular function (GO): high voltage-gated calcium channel activity
Source: RefSeq, a predicted model, not a curated record
UCGGCCGGGCCGUCCCGCUCGUGAGCCCCCCGAGCCGAGGCCGGGCGCCGCCGCCCGAUGGGCUGGGCGGUGGAGCGUCUCCGCAGUCGCAGGUGCAGCCGCCGUCCCCACAGCCCGGCCAGCCUGAGCAGCGGCGGCGGUGGUGGUGGUGGCGGUGGCCGUGGCUUCCGCAGCGUUCGCCGCAGCAACAGCAGCCGCCGCGUAACCCGAGGCCCUUUGCUCUUUGCAGAAUGGCCCGCUUUGGAGACGAGAUGCCGGGCCGCUACGGCGCAGGCGGAGGAGGCUCGGGGCCGGCCGCCGGGGUGGUCGUGGGCGCCGCGGGCGGCCGAGGAGCCGGGGGCAGCCGGCAGGGCGGGCAGCCCGGAGCGCAGAGGAUGUACAAGCAGUCGAUGGCGCAGAGAGCGCGGACCAUGGCCCUCUACAACCCCAUCCCCGUCCGCCAGAACUGCCUCACGGUCAACCGCUCCCUGUUCCUCUUCAGUGAAGACAACGUGGUGAGAAAAUACGCCAAAAAGAUCACGGAAUGGCCUCCCUUCGAGUACAUGAUCCUGGCCACCAUCAUUGCUAACUGUAUCGUCCUGGCCCUGGAGCAGCACCUCCCUGAUGACGACAAGACACCCAUGUCUGAGCGGCUGGAUGACACGGAACCAUACUUCAUUGGAAUCUUUUGUUUUGAGGCUGGAAUUAAGAUCGUGGCUCUUGGCUUUGCCUUCCACAAAGGCUCCUACCUGAGGAAUGGCUGGAACGUCAUGGACUUUGUCGUGGUGCUAACAGGCAUCUUGGCCACCGUCGGGACGGAGUUUGACCUACGGACACUGAGGGCGGUUCGUGUGCUGCGGCCACUCAAGCUGGUGUCUGGAAUCCCAAGUUUACAAGUCGUCCUGAAGUCAAUCAUGAAGGCGAUGAUCCCUCUGCUGCAGAUUGGCCUCCUCCUGUUUUUUGCAAUCCUUAUUUUUGCAAUCAUAGGGUUAGAAUUUUAUAUGGGAAAAUUUCAUACCACCUGCUUUGAUGAGGGGACAGACGACAUCCAGGGUGAGUCGCCAGCUCCGUGUGGGACAGAGGAACCCGCCCGCACCUGCCCCAACGGGACCAAAUGUCAGCCGUACUGGGAAGGGCCCAACAACGGCAUCACUCAGUUCGACAACAUCCUGUUUGCUGUGCUCACUGUUUUCCAGUGCAUCACCAUGGAAGGCUGGACUGAUCUCCUCUACAAUAGCAACGAUGCCUCAGGGAACACUUGGAACUGGUUGUACUUCAUUCCCCUCAUCAUCAUCGGCUCCUUUUUUAUGCUGAACCUUGUGCUGGGUGUGCUGUCUGGGGAGUUUGCCAAAGAAAGGGAACGUGUGGAGAACCGGAGGGCUUUUCUGAAGCUCAGAAGACAGCAGCAGAUCGAACGCGAGCUCAAUGGGUACAUGGAGUGGAUCUCAAAAGCAGAAGAGGUGAUCCUCGCGGAGGACGAGACAGACGUGGAACAGAGGCACCCUUUUGAUGCUCUGCGGAGAGCUACUCUGAAGAAAAGCAAGACGGACCUGCUCAACCCUGAGGAGGCCGAGGACCAGCUGGCUGACAUCGCGUCUGUGGGGUCACCUUUCGCCAGAGCCAGCAUUAAAAGUGCCAAGCUGGAGAACUCGACCUUUUUUCACAAAAAGGAGAGAAGGAUGCGUUUCUACAUCCGCCGCAUGGUCAAAACUCAGGCCUUCUACUGGACCGUGCUCAGUCUGGUAGCCCUCAACACGCUGUGCGUCGCCAUCGUCCACUACAACCAGCCUGAGUGGCUCUCCGACUUCCUCUACUAUGCAGAAUUCAUUUUCUUAGGACUCUUUAUGUCCGAAAUGUUUAUAAAAAUGUAUGGGCUUGGGACGCGGCCUUACUUCCACUCUUCCUUCAACUGCUUUGACUGUGGGGUCAUCAUUGGGAGCAUCUUUGAAGUCAUAUGGGCUGUCAUAAAACCUGGCACAUCCUUCGGAAUCAGCGUGUUACGAGCUCUCAGGUUACUGCGUAUUUUCAAAGUCACAAAGUACUGGGCAUCUCUCCGAAACUUGGUUGUCUCCCUUCUCAACUCCAUGAAGUCCAUCAUAAGUCUGUUGUUCCUCCUCUUCCUAUUUAUCGUUGUCUUUGCCCUCUUGGGGAUGCAGCUGUUUGGUGGCCAGUUUAAUUUUGAUGAGGGGACUCCUCCCACCAACUUCGACACUUUUCCAGCAGCAAUAAUGACUGUGUUUCAGAUCCUGACUGGCGAGGAUUGGAACGAGGUCAUGUACGAUGGGAUCAAGUCUCAGGGGGGCGUGCAGGGAGGCAUGGUGUUCUCCAUCUACUUCAUCGUCCUCACCCUCUUCGGGAACUACACCCUGCUGAAUGUGUUCUUGGCUAUCGCAGUGGACAACCUGGCCAAUGCCCAGGAGCUCACCAAGGAUGAACAAGAAGAGGAAGAGGCAGCCAACCAGAAACUGGCACUACAGAAAGCCAAGGAGGUAGCAGAAGUGAGUCCUCUGUCUGCGGCCAACAUGUCCAUAGCCGUGAAGGAGCAGCAGAAGAACCAGAAGCCCGCCAAGUCAGUGUGGGAGCAGCGCACCAGCGAGAUGCGCAAGCAGAACCUGCUGGCCAGCCGCGAGGCGCUGUACGGGGAAGCGGCUGAGCGCUGGCCCACUCCCUAUGCACGCCCGCUGCGGUCCGACGUCAAGACGCACCUGGACCGGCCGCUCGUGGUGGACCCGCAGGAGAACCGCAACAACAACACCAACAAGAGCCGCGCGCCCGACCCGCUGCGCCCGACCGCGCGACCCCGCGAGAGCGCGCGCGACCCCGACGCGCGGCGCGCCUGGCCCGGCAGCCCCGAGCGCGCACCCGGCCGGGAGGGCCCGCCGGCCCGCGCUGCGGACGGCGACGGCGAGGAUGGAGAACGCAAGCGGCGACACCGACACGGGCCGCCCGCCCACGACGACAGGGAGCGCCGGCAUCGGCGCAGGAAAGAGAAUCAGGGCUCUGGGGUCCCCAUGUCUGGUCCCAACCUGUCCACCACCAGGCCAAUCCAGCAGGACCUUGGCCGCCAGGACCUGCCACUGGCUGAGGACCUUGACAACAUGAAGAAUAACAAGUUGGCCACCGGGGAGCCUGCCAGUCCCCACGACAGCCUGGGCCACAGCGGCCUUCCCCCAAGCCCUGCCGAGAUUGGGAACAGCACCAACCCUGGCCCCACCUUGGCCACCAACCCCCAGAACGCUGCCAGCCGCAGGGCGCCCAACAACCCCGGCCCCCCCAAGACCCCCGAGAACAGCCUUAUCGUCACCAACCCCAGCAGCACCCAGCCCAACUCAGCGAAGACUGCCAGGAAACCCGAGCACAUGGCGGUGGAGAUCCCCCCGGCCUGCCCGCCCCUCAACCACACUGUGGUCCAAGUAAACAAAAAUGCCAACCCAGACCCACUGCCAAAGAAAGAGGAAGAGAAGAAGGAGGAAGAGGAGGCAGACUCCGGGGAGGACGGCCCAAAGCCCAUGCCGCCCUACAGUUCCAUGUUCAUCCUCUCCACCACCAACCCCCUUCGCCGGCUGUGCCAUUACAUCCUGAACCUGCGCUACUUCGAGAUGUGCAUCCUCAUGGUCAUUGCCAUGAGCAGCAUCGCGCUGGCUGCAGAGGACCCGGUGCAGCCCAACGCACCCCGCAACAAUGUGCUGCGAUAUUUUGACUAUGUUUUCACAGGCGUGUUUACCUUUGAGAUGGUGAUCAAGAUGAUCGACCUGGGCCUCGUCUUACAUCAGGGGGCCUACUUCCGUGACCUGUGGAACAUUCUGGACUUCAUAGUGGUCAGUGGGGCCCUGGUAGCCUUUGCCUUCACCGGCAACAGCAAAGGAAAGGACAUAAACACCAUUAAGUCUCUCCGAGUCCUCCGGGUGCUACGACCUCUAAAAACCAUCAAGCGGCUGCCAAAGCUAAAGGCCGUGUUUGACUGCGUGGUGAACUCACUCAAGAAUGUCUUCAACAUCCUCAUUGUGUACAUGCUGUUCAUGUUCAUCUUUGCUGUGGUGGCCGUGCAACUCUUCAAGGGCAAAUUCUUCCACUGCACGGAUGAGUCUAAGGAGUUUGAAAGAGACUGUCGAGGCAAGUACCUCCUGUACGAGAAGAAUGAGGUGAAGGCCCGGGACCGAGAGUGGAAGAAGUACGAGUUCCACUACGACAACGUGCUCUGGGCCCUGCUCACGCUCUUCACAGUGUCCACGGGAGAGGGCUGGCCGCAGGUCCUCAAGCACUCAGUGGAUGCCACUUUUGAGAACCAGGGUCCCAGCCCCGGGUACCGCAUGGAGAUGUCCAUCUUCUACGUGGUGUACUUUGUAGUGUUUCCCUUCUUCUUUGUCAAUAUCUUCGUGGCCUUGAUCAUCAUCACCUUUCAGGAGCAGGGAGACAAGAUGAUGGAGGAGUACAGCCUGGAAAAAAAUGAGAGAGCCUGCAUCGACUUUGCCAUCAGUGCCAAGCCGCUGACCAGGCACAUGCCCCAGAACAAGCAGAGCUUCCAGUAUCGAAUGUGGCAGUUCGUGGUGUCCCCGCCCUUUGAGUACACCAUCAUGGCCAUGAUCGCUCUUAACACCAUCGUGCUGAUGAUGAAGUUCUACGGAGCCUCUGUGGCCUAUGAAAACGCUCUUCGAGUGUUCAACAUCGUCUUCACCUCCCUCUUCUCUCUGGAAUGUGUGCUGAAAGUCAUGGCUUUUGGAAUUCUGAAUUAUUUCCGCGAUGCCUGGAACAUCUUCGACUUUGUGACUGUUCUGGGCAGCAUCACAGACAUCCUCGUCACGGAGUUUGGGAAUAACUUCAUCAACCUGAGCUUUCUCCGCCUCUUCCGUGCUGCCCGACUCAUCAAACUCCUCCGACAGGGUUACACCAUCCGCAUUCUCCUCUGGACCUUCGUGCAGUCCUUCAAGGCCCUACCGUAUGUCUGUCUGCUGAUCGCCAUGCUCUUCUUCAUCUACGCCAUCAUUGGGAUGCAGGUGUUUGGCAACAUCGGCAUUGACGGGGAAGAUGAGGACAGCGAUGAGGAUGAGUUCCAGAUCACCGAGCACAAUAACUUCCGGACCUUCUUCCAGGCGCUCAUGCUUCUCUUCCGGAGCGCCACAGGGGAAGCGUGGCACAACAUCAUGCUCUCCUGCCUCAGCGGGAAGCCGUGUGACAAGAACUCUGGGAUCCUCACCGCCGACUGUGGCAAUGAGUUCGCAUACUUCUACUUUGUCUCUUUCAUCUUCCUUUGCUCGUUUCUGAUGCUGAAUCUCUUUGUUGCUGUCAUCAUGGAUAACUUUGAGUACCUCACCCGAGAUUCCUCCAUCCUGGGCCCCCACCACCUGGACGAGUACGUGCGUGUCUGGGCCGAGUAUGACCCUGCUGCCUGCGGCCGCAUUCACUAUAAGGACAUGUACAGUUUAUUGCGAGUAAUAUCGCCCCCUCUCGGCUUAGGCAAGAAAUGUCCUCAUAGGGUUGCUUGCAAGAGACUUCUUCGGAUGGACCUGCCCGUAGCAGAUGACAAUACAGUCCACUUCAACUCCACCCUCAUGGCACUGAUCCGAACCGCCCUGGAUAUCAAGAUUGCCAAGGGCGGGGCUGACAAGCAGCAAAUGGAUGCAGAGCUCCGCAAGGAGAUGAUGGCCAUUUGGCCCAACCUGUCUCAGAAGACCCUGGAUCUGUUGGUCACACCUCACAAGUCCACGGACCUCACGGUGGGUAAGAUCUACGCGGCCAUGAUGAUCAUGGAGUAUUACCGGCAGAGCAAGGCCAAGAAACUGCAGGCCAUGCGAGAGGAGCAGAACCGGACACCACUCAUGUUCCAGCGCAUGGAGCCUCCAUCGCCAACACAGGAGGGAGGACCCAGCCAGAACGCCCUGCCCUCCACUCAGCUAGACCCAGGAGGAGGCCUGAUGGCUCAGGAAAGUGGCAUGAAGGAGAGCCCGUCUUGGGUGACCCAGCGGGCCCAAGAGAUGUUCCAGAAGACUGGCACCUGGAGCCCAGAGCGAGGGCCACCCAGCGACAUGCCCAGCAACCAGCCCAACUCGCAGUCUGUGGAGAUGCGGGAAAUGGGUACGGAUGGCUACUCAGACAGCGAACACUACCUCCCCAUGGAAGGCCAGGCCAGGGCCGCCUCCAUGCCCCGCCUCCCAGCAGAGAACCAGAGGAGAAGGGGCCGGCCACGUGGAAAUAACCUCAGUACCAUCUCUGAUACCAGCCCCAUGAAGCGCUCAGCCUCUGUGCUGGGACCCAAAGCCCGGCGCCUAGAUGACUACUCCCUAGAGAGAGUGCCCCCUGAGGAGAACCAGCGCUACCACCAACGCCGCCGGGACCGUGGCCACCGCACCUCCGAGCGUUCUCUGGGCCGCUACACUGAUGUGGACACAGGCCUGGGGACAGAUCUGAGCAUGACCACCCAAUCGGGUGACCUGCCUUCCAAAGAUCGGGACCAGGACCGGGGCCGGCCCAAGGACCGGAAGCAUCGGCCGCACCACCACCACCACCACCACCACCAUCAUCCCCCAGCCCCCGACCGAGAGCGCUACGCACAGGAGCGACCGGACACAGGCCGGGCGCGGGCCCGGGAGCAGCGCUGGUCCCGCUCGCCCAGCGAAGGUCGGGAGCACACGACACACAGACAGGGCAGUAGUUCCGUCAGUGGAAGCCCAGCCCCCUCUACGUCCGGCACCAGCACGCCGCGGCGCGGCCGCCGCCAGCUCCCCCAGACCCCCUGCACCCCGCGGCCGCUUGUGUCCUACUCGCCGGCUCCGCGCAGGCCUGGGGCGCGCACGAGCCCGCGCCGCGGUCGCCCAGGACUCCGCGCGCCGCGGGCUGCGCGUCACCGCGCCACGGCCGCAGGCUGCCCAAUGGCUACUACGCGGGGCACGGCGCGCCGCGGCCGCGCACAGCCCGCAGGGGCGCGCACGACGCCUACAGCGAGAGCGAGGACGACUGGUGCUAAGCCGCCCCGCCCCCCGCAGCGCCCGCCCCGCGCGGGCGCGCCGCAAACGAUAAACAAUACCGUUUUUAAAAAAGAAAACCGGGGAGAAAAACAAAAAAUAGCUUCUAUUGAUGAGUUUUAUCAUCUCAAUUGAAUCUUUCCUUUUCCCGGUGAACGAAACCGAGGUGGCUGCGAGCCGGAGGGACGGCUGCACGCCCCACACACUUCUCAGACCCACGGGAGUGCUUGCGGGCCACGCCAAACUUACUACUGCCUGCAGAGAUCAACUACAAGAAAAUAACACUAACAGUUUUUAAAAGGACAAAAAAAAGUUUUUCCCCCUGACAUUUGGUCCUGCUUGAAAUAACAAAAGAAAGAAGAGAAAAAAUGACCACCGCCACCGAUUCCCUUGCUUCUUUUUUUCCUUUAUCUUUUUAAAAACUUUUUUUUUCUUUUUUUCCUAUCUUGUUUGAAAAACGUGGGCUUGGGACUGUGAAAUAUUGCAUGACAUUAAAAAGAACAAAAAAAAAAAUAAAAACGAAAAAACUUGAAUCCAA